AUGCUCCAGAGCCCGCUGAAAUACUUCACCGGCGGAUAUGGCUCGUACGCGACGGCCACCGUGCACAAGGGCGCCUUGUGCCAAGUCGUCGACUUGAUCGACUUCUUUUUCGUGGCGCAUCCGGCCAGCGGCCGGCGCGAGGGCGAGGAGCACAAGCGCGUCAUGUACUUCUACACGCAGCCAGGCGCACCGCCCGAUUUGAAUCGACAAACUGAAGUCACCGGUUUCGCUGAAGCGAUCGUCAAUUUUAUGAACGAUUUUACAGAUGCGUCGUUGAUCCCAGAAGAGGAAUUCCCGUAUCGUGACGUAGUGACGGAGAAGACGGCCCAGGUCUAUGUACAGGUGGAAAACUGCGAAUUUUUGAUUGGAAUCGCAUUCGACAAGAAAUCGUGUAAAGAUUUUGAGUACACGAUAUUCAUGCCGACGUUGAGGGCAAUAUUACUGGAAGCUUAUCGGAUGUUCAAACUUUUCUUUGGUCCGUUUGUCGACUUCCGGAACAGCGACGAGCAGCUCUUCCGGCAGCGUCUCGAAUACUUCUUCGGACGCUACUUCUAUCAGCUCCGCCUCUUCAACAUGCCACUCCUCAACUAUUUCAUAGGCGUCGAUUUCCAGCCAUUGCCAGGCCCAAACUUCCUCUGCAUCGACACGCUCAUCACCGAGACGAAAGAGGCGUUCCCGUGCGUGUCGAAGGCGCUGUUCCUCUACCAGGACAAGCUGUUGUAUUACACUGUAAAUAAGGCCGAUCUGCCCUGUUUAUAUAGGUACCUCACAGAAAAUCUGCUCCCAAUGUCGUUGAGGGCUGAGCUGGAGCCGAACGCUACCAGAAGCCAAGGCGGAAAAUUCCUCACGGGCCCCACCGAUCUCCAGACUGAUGACCCCGUUCCGGCAGAAAAUUCCCCACCCACCGUCUUUCUUACGUCACAGGACGGUACCUCCUAUGAGGAGCACAAAUUGCUGGUUUAUCGCUCCCUGAACGCCACGGUGUGUCUUUUCAUUAAUGUGGAUGUGACGCGACAAAUGAUGCGGAAUAUCGACGGAUUUUUGGGGGCCGAGCUGAAGAAGUUGGCAAGUCAAAUCGGGGAAGCGAUCACGAGCGAGAUCAGUGAGCUCCGAGUCUCAGACUUCCACUUCCUCUACUUCAACCCCUCUUCCCUAUCCCUACGUACCUCCUUCAACCAGUCCCCCUUGAUCGGGAUGAGUUCGUUGGGGUUAAACCCAAGUGCCAGCCAGCUCCUCCCUCCCGUCCCGCAGCAAGUCUAUAGAAUCGUGUGCGAGACGUACGACCGGCUUUUGGAUUCGUCGGAAGACUUCGGGGAGUGUAUCGUCAAGGAUAGUGCGGAUUGGUGGAUUGUCAUCAAGAAGGUCAACGACCGGAUCCUCAUCAUCCUCCUCCCGCCCUCUGCCAACCUGCCCACGCUGCAAGACGCGUACACGCGUGUCAGCGAGAUCAUUAAGUCACGAUUUCAGGGAAUCUUCUUGCUG
Messenger RNA from Mesorhabditis spiculigera, 1482 nucleotides. The record is from the annotation of a GenBank genome assembly. NCBI's taxonomy places the organism in Eukaryota, Metazoa, Nematoda, Chromadorea, Rhabditida, Rhabditidae.